Molecule: messenger RNA, 1812 nt
Organism: Odontomachus brunneus
Lineage: Eukaryota; Metazoa; Arthropoda; Insecta; Hymenoptera; Formicidae
Product: chaperonin CPN60, mitochondrial-like
Exons: 3
Coding region: 993-1700 (235 amino acids)
Source: RefSeq, a predicted model, not a curated record
UAUAUAUAUAUGUAUAUGUAUACUUUUCCAUAUGUUUUGUAUUGAAUAAAAAAUAAUUUUCUUUUGUAUUGUAACAACGAGAGAGAUAGUUUUAAUGAAACAAUCAUCAAUAGAAAAUCACUUGUAAACUCUUUAUAUUUAAAGUUUGACCUCGUGUAUUUUUUAUCAGUAUAUUUUGAUAUGAUGUGCUAUAUUUUUGUAUUAUUUAUACGUGCUACUACAAAUAGUCACGUUACAUAAUAUCUAUUUUGAUAUGCGUGUUUUAGGCCUGUAUUAAUAGUCGUUACUUGAAGCUUGCCCCAAGUGAGAUAUUCAGAUUUAGUUAGAUGUGAGUUUUUCAGGGGAAUCGCGAUAUAAUGUCAUGAAAUAUAAUGUCAUAUAUAUCAUGUGAUUCUGAAAAAUUCAGACCUGUUUAUCUCACAUGAGACAAGUUUCAAAUAGUUAUUAAUACAAGCUUUAAUACUAGAUUACUAUAAUUCUAGACAAAAUCAUAAAACUCAUAACUUGUUUUCGUAAGACUCGUAAGAACUUAUGAGUAGAUCUGUAAUUCUAUGCGGACUGUAUGUCAUAUGAUAACUCGUUCGUAUCUACGAUUUUUCUUUUUUAUUUGUAAGCUACGAUUUUAUGAUUUACUCGUAUAUUUGCUUAAAAUUGCAGCAUUAUAUACAUCACAAAACAUUAACAGUUAUUGCACUUGAAACUUAUGUGAGAUUUUUUGCUCAGUUUUUUACUCGACAUUAAAUAGAAAUUUUUCUAUUGAAUUAUAUGUGAUAUUUAUAUCUGUGAUUGUACGAUUCAACUGAAAUAUUCUCAUCUAACUGUAAAUUUAAAUCUGAGUGUCUCACUUGAAGCAAGUAUCAAAUAAUACCUAUUGAUACGGGCCAAAGUGACUUCAAGUAACAUCGCGGUUACGUUCGAUUGCGCGUGUUUGAUCUAAUCGCGUUUGUAUUCAAAUCGCAUCGUUACCGAUCGAUAAUGACACAGCUCAGGCUAUGUUUAUGUUUGCGUUUCUGUCGACGUUUUUGGUUCUGUCGCGUAUUCGUACUGUCGGUGAUGGACCCGAUCGAGAUUCUUCCGGAAUGCACGACUCGAAUAUAAUUAUCCGAAAUAUUCUUAGGCAUCCUUUAAACGUAGAAUCCGCGUUUUACGUAAAUUCUCUGCAAUUGUCGCGACGUCUCCUCGAAUACCCACGUUGGAUCAAGCAGGCGUAUCGCAGUACUGACUACAACGUUGUUCAGAAACGCCAUCGGGCACGGAACAAACCAGACGACGGCAGAUCCUACCGUUCUGCUUUAAAGGACGAUGAGGAUGAAGACGAAGACGAGGACGAAGAGAACGAGAAUGAGGACGACGAGGAAGACAAGAUCAGCGACGAGACCAUCGGUGAAGCUGCUGACGAGACCGAACAAGCUAACGCGGACGAAGAGGACGAAGAAACGGUCGAAGACGCCGGCAGGACUUGCAUAACCAGAUCCGGUUACGUGCCACUCAUGGGUAAGGUCGACGAUCGCGACAGACAGGAAGUUGUGAGGAUCAGAUCGGCCAGCGAGGAGUGCGAGGACUCGUCCACAGAGGCUCUGCAAUAUUACGAAUACGAGACCGAGGUGAGGGACGCUGUAUCUCAAGGUGGUGGCGAAUUUCGGAAAGCAACUGCUGCUAAAAUGGUUGGCGGGAGUCUUCUGAUUUUUCUGCUCACCUGAGAACCAUAAGAGGGAAAGAGGUUUCAUGAACAAGUGAUGUAACGCGACAAGCAACAAAGUCAUCGCGGCAACGCGACGGGAUAGAAAUAAACUUACUCUACGCGGAACACUA